Messenger RNA from Labrus mixtus (cuckoo wrasse), 3640 nucleotides. RefSeq names its product E3 ubiquitin-protein ligase TRIM39-like. Lineage: Eukaryota; Metazoa; Chordata; Actinopteri; Labriformes; Labridae. The transcript has 2 exons. Gene Ontology annotation, molecular function: protein binding; zinc ion binding. The record is from RefSeq and is a predicted model, not a curated record. Bases 92 to 1843 code for a protein of 583 amino acids.
GUGUUUUCCGCUUACAGGUGAAAUGAAACCUAGGAGAUAAUUUUUCUGCUUCGCUCGCAGAGAAAUCCACAGCUGAGGCGACCAAACAGAUAUGGCCUCUUCCAAUCUUCUAAAAUGGUCCUCUGUGUCCGAUGAUCAUUUUUCAUGUUCUAUCUGCCUGGAAGUUUUCAAUGAACCCGUCUCGAUUCCCUGCGGACACAACUACUGCAAGGGCUGCAUCACGGGCUACUGGGCCACCAGGGACUCGAGCCAGUGUCCACUGUGCAAGGCGGGGUUCGGACAAACCCCGGUUCUGCAAGUGAACACAGAGUUCAGAGACAUGUUGGAGCUUUUCAAGGAGACACGAUUUACAACUGAUGUGAAAAGUUCCCCUCCCGGUGCUGUGGGUGUGUUCUGCGAUCUCUGCCAUGGGACGAAGCGUAAAGCCCUGAAAUCCUGCCUGGUUUGUCUGGCGUCCUACUGCGACGGUCACCUGAAGCCACAUCACUCUGUGCAGGCGUUAAAGUGGCACAAGCUGAUCGACCCUGUGAAGCGCCUCGAAGACAGGAUGUGCAAGAAACACAACAAGGUGAUGGAGUUUUUCUGCAAGAAGGACCAGAGAUGUGUUUGCAUCCUGUGCCUGAAGGACCACCACGAGAUGCAUGAAGCCGUCUCUUUGGAGGAGGAGCUUAAGGAGAGGAAACAUAAGCUGAAGAAGGUCAACAGAGAGGUCAAGCAGAACCUGAGCAAGAAGCACAACACGAUCCUGACGAUUCAGAACUCAAUGAAGCAAGGUAGAGAGGAAUUGGAGAGAACAAAAGCGGAAACUGUCAAGGCCUUCGAUGCUCUGGUGGCGUUGAUAAUGACCAAAAUGGUGACGCUCGUCGAGCUGUUGGAGGGGAAGCAGAAAGCGGAAGAACAGCAGGCUGAGAAUCUCAUCAGACAACUGCAGCUGGAGAUCAUCGAGGACUAUCGGACGAGUAACACGCUGGAAGAGCUCUCAAAGACCCAGGAUGACCUCAGACUCCUCCAGGGCCUCCCACCUGAGUCCCCGCCUUCCAGCACAAAACAUCCCUUUGCAGGGAGAGCGCAUCGUCUUCUGGAAGUGGAGACGGUAAAAAGUGCAAUGACCAAAACGGUGGAGACGCUCAACGAACAGAUGGAGAUCAUCACGAGAGAAGUCGACCUGGCCGAAGAGAGACAAAAUGAGAAUUUGUUUGGUGACGAGCUCGGCAACAUCCAGACGCAACAUGCAAUAAAUCUGACUCUGGAUCCCAACACUGCGCACCCCUCUCUGAUCGUCUCAGAGGACAGGAAACAAGUGAGGGACGGAGGCACAAAGAGGAGCGUCCCUGACAGCCCCGCGAGGUUUGACACUCUGCAUUAUGUCCUCGGAGAACAAGGCUUUUCCUCUGGCAAGUUCUACUACGAAGUUCACCUCAACAGGCAAACAAGAUGGGAAGUCGGAGUGGCGAGAGAGUCCAUCACUAGGAAGGGUGUCGAUCUGUCCCUCAGUCCGGAAAACGGAUGCUGGACGCUGGGUUGUUACUGGGGACGCUGCCAGGCUAACACAAACCCACCUGUGAUCCUGACCCUGUCUAAGGUGCCCGAGAAGGUCGGAGUGUUUGUGGACUAUGAAGGAGGGAUCGUCUCCUUUUACGACACAGAGGCUCGAGCUCUGAUCUACUCUUUCACAGGAUGUGUCUUCACGGCAAGUGUGCCUUUCCUGAGAAACAUUUUCUUUCUCCCUCUCAGAGUUCACGGCGGCAACGCCCCGACGACAAUCUACCCUUUAAUCCGACCCAGUGCUGAGCAGGGGGGUGACUCUGCUCCUCUUCAGAUCACUCCUGUCGGCUGCAACUAAACUAAGAGGUAAACCUGGUUUGGAAAGACAAGUUUUAGCAGUUUGUGGUCCUCGUGUUAACGCCCUGACACACCACGGAGAUCGUCAGCCAUCGGUCCUAGUUGGACCGUCGGUGAGCGGUCGUCGUACCUACCCAUCUGGAAUCUCUCUGAUUGGCUGUUCUGUUGUUUCAUUUCUCUCCAGCUCUCCUCUCAGGUUCAGUAAAUCCUCUUGAGCAUGUCUCUGUAGUAUCCAUGCUUUCACCCAUUAGUGCGGUUUCUCCUUAUUUGUCUCCUCCUCCUCUUCUUUUAUUUUCCCACUAAAAGACCAAAAACUGACAACGCCAGCGCCAUUUUCUACUUUUUAUCAGACAUUAUUCUCCAUCAGUAGACGACCUAUAAUACGAGUGGUGACCGACAGCGGUGUGAAAAUGGUCUUCUCGUAUCAUAAACAACGGACUACCGCCCCUCAUCUCACACAUGAGCAGAACAGACGUGAUGGUUGGCGGUCAGCUGUAGUCUUUGCGGUGUGUUCAAGUGCAACUUUUUGGCCAAGACGUGAGGCGACACCACAGGAGGCUUUCGUCUCCGCUAGUUUUUUUCCAUCUCCUUGGUGUGUCAGGAUCUUUAUUUCCGAUAAGUAAUGGUGGACUCAACUCCUCAAAUACAGCAGACCUAUCAAAAUAUGAGGAUCAAUGUAUACCUCUGGAGUCAGUUUAGCAUUUUGCAUGGCUCCCUGGCAAUAAUAAAGAUGCAAAACUGCUCAGACUUUCAGAAGAUAGAUAUUAAAUAUUAAAAAAUUAUAUUAUUAAAGUAGUAAUAAUGAUAAAAAGCAGCAGAGAAAUUAAAAAAAUGUAGCUCUUUUCAGUCCCAUUUUUAUUCAUAAUGUAGAAUAUUUUGUAUUUAGAGUAACAUGAGGGCAUAGGGCAGGCAAUAUGGACGGUCACCUAUGGGCGCCACGCUCUCCAGGGGGAGCCGGCGAGAGCCCUGAAUGCUUUGAUGGAAACCAACUACCUUCUACCGUCUGUUAACGUCCUCUCUCCUCUCCUUAAGCGCCGCUUUAUUCAGGCUCUUAGUCUCUGUUUUUUUUUUCUCUCUCUCUCUCUCUCUCUCUCUCUCUCUCUCGCUCUCGCUCGCUUCACCAGUCACUCACACAACUUUGCCUUGCCUUCACCACAACUCUGGGAUUUUGAAAAUUAAAAAAAAAACAGAGAACCGAAAAAGACCAAGAACUUGAAGUUUUCUGUUUACACAAGUCUUUACACAACUGUGGUCACCCAGAGUCGACCCCAGACAUCCAAAACUUUUUCCUCAAAGUAUCGUUGUCGAUCAUGAAAUGUUUUUUUUCUACUGUGUUGUGAGUAAACAUUCAUGUUAGACCACGUUUAGGCUGGGAGGACCUUUCAGCACAAUGGAUGACCGACAGAGACUCUGCAAUCAUCGUCUACGGCCCACAUGAUAUAUCUGAAUGUACAUUCGAUUUUUUAUUGAUCAAUGCAUCAAAAUUUCAGGCGACCCCAUGUGGUUGGGAAAGCCUGCCAUAUGUUAUACCCACUUCUAAAUAAUAACUGAUUACUCGUGUAGGAGCAGCAGAUUAACUAAAUGAUAUGUGGUGUUUGAUGUAAAGGAUCUCACUGAUACCUCUAUGUAAGGUAGGAACCUUUGUGUCCAGGCAGGUGUUCCAACCAGAAGGGGAAACUCUUUUUUGAACGCUAAGCAGUUUCUGCAAGAGUUACUAGUGGGUGUUUUUUUGGUGGAAAUAUGUUCAUGUGAAAGUCAAUAAAUGUAAAAUAAAUGAAUGGCAUGUUCAACAAUGCAA